Messenger RNA from Onychostoma macrolepis, 1509 nucleotides. RefSeq names its product penta-EF-hand domain containing 1 (gene pef1). Gene Ontology annotation, biological process: COPII vesicle coat assembly. Gene Ontology annotation, molecular function: calcium ion binding. NCBI's taxonomy places the organism in Eukaryota, Metazoa, Chordata, Actinopteri, Cypriniformes, Cyprinidae. The transcript is spliced from 5 exons. Bases 69 to 881 code for a protein of 270 amino acids. The record is from RefSeq and is a predicted model, not a curated record.
UCAGCUCCAGGAGGCGGGCCUUAAUAAAUACAGCCAAAUCGCUCCAUUUGCUAAAGAUCCUCCGCGGAAUGAGUUAUCAAUACGGGCAGGGUUAUCCGGGACCAGGUGGUAACGCUCCCCAACACCACCCGCCUCCAGGGGCACCGUAUGGAGGUGGUCCCGCUGGUGGACGGUAUGGUUCAGCUUAUGGCAGUGCCCCUCCAGGGCAACAGUAUGGUGGAGGGACUCCAUAUGGGUCUUAUGGUCAACCUGGUCCAAGAGCACCGUACGGUGGGGGCCAAGCUCCAGGAGGUCCUUACGGAGGCUAUGGACAACCCCAGGGAGGACCAUAUAGUCAGCAGGCACCUGCAGGUACCAUUCCUCCUGGUGUGAACCCUGAGGCCUACCAGUGGUUUUCGUCUGUGGAUUCAGAUCGUAGUGGCUACAUUAAUGCAAAAGAACUGAAGCAAGCACUCAUGAAUUCCAACAACUCCUCGUUCAAUGACGAAACCUGCAUGAUGAUGCUCAAUAUGUUUGACAAGACCAAAUCGGGACGUGUAGAUGUAUUUGGUUUCUCUGCACUGUGGACGUUUCUGCAGCAGUGGAGGGCAGUAUUCCAACAGUUUGACCGCGACCGAUCCGGAUCAAUUAACAGCAAUGAGAUGCACCAGGCAUUAUCUCAGAUGGGCUACAAUCUGAGUCCUCAGUUCAUUCAGGAGCUGGUGAAUCGUUACUCUGCACGCAGUGUCAACGGGGUUCUCCAGCUGGACCGCUUCAUUCAGGUCUGCACGCAGCUUCAAAGCAUGACCCAAGCAUUCCGCGAGAAAGACACCGCCAUGACUGGCAAUGUGAGGUUGAGUUACGAAGACUUCCUAUCUGGUGCCGUUUCCAGACUGAUGUAAAGGACUGCAUCAGCAAUUCAGAAGAUGAUCUGACUCCGAAUGUGUUCAGCAUGACACUUCACCCUGUCAACAGUGCCUUUCACUGCAGCAUACCCUGAUUUCACCACAUUUAUCUGAAAACUAUGUUCAUUAAGCAUUGCCAGCUAGCCAAUUAAAGCACUCACCGCAAAAGACUACCAUUGUGAUAUGGAUGUCUGUAAUGCAGCCAGUUAUUCAAGACUAAACUAAUGCCAAAAAUAUUAGUGGUACAUGUGAAUAAAAUGACAUUAGCUAUGCAAAUAGCACUAUUUACUAAUUAAUGGGAGUAUGUUAUAAAAGUAUAAGUACAUUUGAUUUUCUUUGUCAGAAUUAACAUUUCUGUACUUUUUGAAUGUUUGCAAAAAUUCCUGAUUAUGAAUACUUGAAAUGAAAAUAAGUUUAGGUUUCCCCUCCCAAGGAAAUUGCUUUUUUAUAUGAUAUUUAUGCUCUCCUAACACCCUUUUAUAACCUUUCCUUAUAUAUAAUGAUAUUUUUUUCUGCUGUUUUAAUUUUUUUUUUUUGCUUUUGCAGUUAAACAAUGUAGUUCAAGUAAUUCAGUUUGUUGUAUUUGUUUAAUUGUAUUUUCUCGUUUAUUUGUCAUUUUUCUUUU